GGGGCCACAGGCGCUUGCCGCCGCCCGCCCGCCCCUUCCGACUCCUCCCUGUUGUGCUUAGGGCCCUCGCGCCGAGGUUCCAGAGGCUUCGCGUCGAGGACCAUGUUGCUUCCGAACAUCCUGCUCACGGGUACACCAGGGGUUGGAAAAACCACACUAGGCAAAGAACUUGCAGCAAGAUCUGGAAUGAAAUACGUUAAUGUGGGUGAUUUAGCUCGAGAAGGACAGUUAUAUGAUGGCUAUGAUGAAGAAUAUGACUGUCCUAUUUUAGAUGAAGAUAGAGUAGUUGAUGAGUUAGAAAACCAAAUGAGUGAAGGUGGAGUUAUUGUUGAUUACCAUGGUUGUGAUUUCUUCCCUGAACGCUGGUUUCAUAUAGUUUUUGUGCUGAAAACAGAUAACAGUAUAUUGUACAAAAGACUUGAAACAAGGGGUUAUAAUGAGAAGAAAUUAAAAGAUAAUAUUCAGUGUGAAAUUUUUCAAAUUCUUUAUGAAGAAGCAUUAGCAUCUUACAGCGAAGACAUAGUGCAUCAACUGCCCAGCGAUAAACCAGAAGAUCUAGAGAAUAAUAUCAAUCAGAUAUUGAAAUGGAUUGAGCAAUGGACCAAAGAUCAUAGCUCUUGACUUAAAAGACUGGCCACUUUAUAAUCACUCUUAAUAUUUCUCUGCCCACAUCAUGUAAAUUAUCCAUUUAUUAGGAAACCUUUUUAUUAAAAUUAUGCUGCAGGAUUAGUAGGUGGAUAGUAUAAAGGUUUAUAUUUGCAUGUGUUUUUUUCCAUAAGAAAGUAUAAUGAAUAUAACUCUUUUAAAGGUUGAGAAUAAAAACUGUCAUUGUUUAAUUUUUCAAUUGCUAAAGAAUAAAUAAACCUGACCAAAUGUGUGGAAGAAUAUCGUUUAAGUUUAUUAAAGAAGAAAAUGAACAUGAUCUCGUAAAAUAAAAUUGAAGUCUAAAGAUAAAGCA
This is a messenger RNA of Pipistrellus kuhlii (Kuhl's pipistrelle), 958 nucleotides long. RefSeq names its product adenylate kinase 6 (gene AK6). The transcript is spliced from 5 exons. Lineage: Eukaryota; Metazoa; Chordata; Mammalia; Chiroptera; Vespertilionidae. Gene Ontology annotation, molecular function: ATP binding; ATP hydrolysis activity; AMP kinase activity. Bases 103 to 621 code for a protein of 172 amino acids. The record is from RefSeq and is a predicted model, not a curated record. Gene Ontology annotation, cellular component: cytoplasm; nucleus.